AUGGGUUCAGAGGUGAAGGUUGAAAUUGUUCACAAAGAAACAAUUAGACCAUCAUCUCCAACUCCUCACCACCUUCGAUUUUUUAGCCUCUCCAUUUUUGAUCAGCUUUCUCCUGAACUAUAUUUCCCACUACUUUUGUUCUAUCCCAACAAUAGUGAUCAUCAUGAGGUCAAUAAUGUUGAUCACCAACAUUCUCUGGAUGGAGCUACAAAAGGAGACACAGGCUAUGAUGUUCUACUAGUCCAGAUCAACUUCUUUGAAUGUGGGGGAAUCACAAUCGGAUUCAAUGCUUCGCAUAAGAUCAUUGAUGCCCACACACUCAGCACAUUCAUUAAUAGUUGGGCUGCAAUUCCUCUUCGCUUUAGUACCAGCGAUAAUAUUGGAGUAGUGGUUCAUCAACAACAAUAUAUUGCUGCAGCUUCGCUUUUCCCACCACUGGAUUUCUUCAGCUCACCGCCACCUAUUGUGGAGUUUGCUAUAGAAAAGUGUACAACAAGGAGACUUUUGUUUGAAUCCUCGAAGAUUUCAUGUCUUAAGUCUGAAGCUGUCAGUGCUGCAGUGCAAAAUCCUUACCCGAGUUGA
Molecule: messenger RNA, 582 nt
Organism: Rosa chinensis
Lineage: Eukaryota; Viridiplantae; Streptophyta; Magnoliopsida; Rosales; Rosaceae
Product: salutaridinol 7-O-acetyltransferase
Exons: 2
Coding region: 1-582 (193 amino acids)
Source: RefSeq, a predicted model, not a curated record